UAAGCCAACGUGUGUCACUUUCCUAUACGAAAAAAAACCGCAAAGUUCGGUAAAAAAACGUUUAUUUUUUAAAUUUUCAAACAGCCAGUAACAUUGUUUCGUACAUUGUUAGCGACCAGCUAUAAUUUAAAGUUUUAAAAAUAAAACAGUGAUAAUGUGGAAAUUAAAAAUCGAACGAUUCGAAAUCGCCAACAGUUGUAUGUGAAGUUGAUAUCAGUUUUGUUUUUUCUACUUCUUCCUUUUUUAUUCUAUUUUUCAUUCUUUGUCUCCAAGAGGCGUUAACGGAUUUUUCUUCUGGUGUUUUCAAGUGAAUUUUGUGUAAACUAAGGUUAUCUUGGAUUUUUUGUUUGGUAUAAUAUGGGUGUAUAUCUGCGAAGAACCAUGCCGCUGUUAAGUACAUUGGCCGCACUGGUUAUUAUUGUGAAUUCUGCGGAAGAAGAUUUGGACGAGUAUGCACGGGAACUACGACCGAGGACAAUGGAGACGGACACCACCAAUUACGAUGUGCCAUGGAGAGCAGUGAAAAUAGAGCCCAUGAUGACGCAUUCUACUCAAACCGAUACAUGGGACGGAUCUCUUGAAGAUCCACCAAAACGUCGCAGACCCAUCCGAAAACGCAGGCGUCGACCGCAAGCAUCUCUUCACGGACCUCAGGAGAGAUAUCUACAACCGGGAGAGUAUAGACCCUACAAUACAGACAACUAUAGACCUCUAACAGAGAUACCCUAUAGACGCCGCAAAAAGAUUGACACCAAACACGACGAGUGGAAUGCACGAACGGAAGCUGCAGAAAGUCCAAGACCAUUUCGAAGAAAAGGCCCGAAAAGAACAUCAGAUCAAGAGUCGUGGCAUGAAUUCAGCGAGUUCGGUGACGUACCCGCCGAUGAAACCUUGGAUAAUAAUGCAGCAAGUCCUAAACACGAAACUACAAACUAUGACGCUGAAGUAGAAAAUAGCGAGAGUCACCAACCACGGCUAACCAUAAAUCAAUUUUAUAACGAAGAGAAAAAUCGAAAUGCAUUUGCGACAGUAGACGUUACGGCGGAAGACGAUGAUGACGAACCAAUACAAUUUCCUGCCAAUAAAGAUGAAUAUGAAGAACAAAAUAAUCCCGAAGUAAAAGAGAAUAAAUCCCUAUCAGAAUUUUCGUUGGAAAAUGGUUCCCCUAUUAAAAUCUCACGAAAUAGAAACGAAAACGGAAUACCUGGCCAGGAUAAUUUAAAUGACAUUACAGAACAAAGUAAACCCUUGGACCCGAUUUCGCUAAAAGAUAUAUUACAAAAAUCCAAAGGCAAGAGUCUUAGUGAAUUACUGCAACAGCAUAAUCUAACUUUAGCCGAUUUGCUCAGCGGCGAGAAAAAUGCCCUAUCAGUAUUAAAAACAACAGAAUUACCACAAACAGAUAAAGAAGCAAUUGUGGAGCUAUCUACAACAACCAAAGCACCUACAACCAGAACGUCUAGAUUCUCCACAAUCAAAACACAUAGCGUUUUUGAACAUGGUAUGAAUGCCAAAAAAGAAAUCAAUUUAGACGAACUUUCUUCUUCGGAAGAAAUAAUUGCUACAACAAUCAGACAUAGCACUACAGAAUCUACAACAACCGUCGUUACUGCCAAAACUAGCACUGUAAAUAAAUUUAGGUCACAUGUCAUUAACAACUCCUUAAUUAAUCAAACUUAUAAUGUUCCUUCAAAUGAAACAGUUGUAGUUAGUAAAAGACGACGAUAUCCUACAGCCGUUCGGAUAAAUCUACGCAUGAGACCAAUAGGUAACAAUUCUUAUAAGGGGCAGCUAAGUAGAGAUAUGAUCAAUAUCACCAAUAGAAGAUAUCAAAAUAAUAACUUUACUAAAUUCAGACAAUGGAAAGAACUUAUUCCAGCAAUUAAAAAUCUAACACAUACAAAUAUCAACUUGAACUUAGAAGACACAGAUAAAGUAACCACAACAACGAUGCCUGAAGAAAUAACCACAACAGACAAUAUCGCCCAAUUCAAUGCUUUCAAUACACAAAGUAGCGAUGAAGCCGAAAUGGAAACAACAAACAUGAAUACAGACACAAUACCUACGACAACGGUCAAUAUUAUUGAAACAACGACAUACGAAAUGAUCCCCUCAAUAAGACCAUCACUAGCUUCUAGAGUAAGAACGCGACACAACAUAACCAAUUUAAGGCAGCAAGCUUUUGUAAACAGAUUAAGAAAUAUAAAAUCAAAGCAUAAGAUUGCAACGAAUAAAACAUCACCGGAACAUUUACUUUCAGAAUUAUUCGAAAUGGCGAAUUUAGUAUCGGCAUCUGAAUUUAUCGCAAAAAUGAAACCUAAACCAAACAAUGUAAGCGAAGUUCCAAUAGAAACGGUUACUACGUUAGAUGAUCUUAUAAUGAAAGAAUCUUCAACGAAAUCCUCUGUUCAAAAAUCUAUUAAAAGAUCAAGACCGCGUGAGAAGAAAUUAAAAACUUCCACAACUGCAGCGCCAAUCGUUAGCACUACAGAGAAAACUGCUAAGUUUGAAAUAGACGAAAUUCUCCGUGAUUCUUUAAGUAGCGCUACAUUGUCAAAGAUAUUGAGGGAAAGAAACAUGACAUUAUCUGAAUUAUUGGAGCAUAGAGAGCGUGGUUCCAGUCAUGUACAUUUAGCAGAUAUAUUCCAUAAUGCGUCAAGAGAACCUAAUCCGCCUGAACCUUUCCUCUCCAAGUCUCUCAUUGAGCCUAUAUCUAGGGAAACAUAUCCUUUGAGAGCGCUGUUAGAAGCCAAUUCACAUAAUAGUACGGCGAAGCCAACAACUACUGUACCGUACGUAACACAAACUGAAUACAUAAGCAUACCAAUGAUGAUGGAUUUCGGUAACAAUGUUAAUGAAAAUGCUGAAAAUAUAGGGAUAUCGUCGUUAAUAACCAACUUUACUGUCGAAACCAAUACGAAUAAUCCCAAUAAUAUAAAAAAUGUGAAGAACGAAGAUAAGAUAGCAGCAUUACUCACGAACAGAACAUCACGACAGAGUCGUGGUAAUGAAGAUUUGAUCACACUUAAUGAAAUAUUUUCUUUAAUACAAAGAAGUCGUAAUAUAUCUGAUAAUAUGGUUGAACAAGCAUCAAAUGAUACGUCAGACUUAACAGUUAAGAAAAUUGUACUCGAAGAAGACAUAAACGGAGAUGGUUUAAUAGUUCUAGAAGAUGUCCAAGGAAUUGAUCACAACCCGUCUGAAGAGAAAGUCGAAUUUAAAUCUUUGGAAAGCGAAGAGAACUCUCCAAAAAUCGUACCAGAGACAAUAAACCAUAAUACAAGAUCUGCGACUGUUGUCACUGCAAGUAUUGUAGGAUUAAUAGCUGUGUUAUUUUUGUUAACAUUUGUAACAUUUAGAUGGAAACAUCAACAGCAUGUGUUUAUCAGGAAAUAUGGUUCAAGCGAAGAUAGAAUACCGUCUCCUGUAUUUGAAAAUAGGAUGACCGCUAAAACUAGCAGCAUGCGCAGUUUAAGUCCAAUGUUAUCUUCAAAUAUUUACUCAAUCGAUACUUUAGAGAAACCCCAUGAUAAAGAUUGCCCCGAAUACACAUGGGAUAGUCUAAGAAAACCAUAUUUGUAACUUUUAAUCACAAAGACUUUAAUGCUAUUAAAUGGAGUAGGUAGUUUUAAAAUUAAGUGACCUGAUUUAUUUAAGGGACAAUGUAAUCUAUUUUUUUAUUUAAAUAUUUUAAGGUUUUAAAUUUUUCCUAAAUGAGCACUUAUGACAAUCUAUAUUGUAAAUAUCU
Papilio polytes (common Mormon) is the source of this 3748-nucleotide messenger RNA. RefSeq names its product filamentous growth regulator 23. The record is from RefSeq and is a predicted model, not a curated record. Bases 358 to 3582 code for a protein of 1074 amino acids. NCBI's taxonomy places the organism in Eukaryota, Metazoa, Arthropoda, Insecta, Lepidoptera, Papilionidae. The transcript has 5 exons.